GUACUACAAGUGAUCGGAAACGACCCCCAACAACUCCAACCUGUUCUAACCGGUCCAAGCUGUCUUGAAAACACCCCAUCUCUGUUGGAUUUAGCUCUCUCAAUCAAACUUAUAAAAGCAGAAUCAACUUAUACAUUUGACCUCGAGCGCUUUCACGUCAAAUCGUAUGUGGCCUCGCGCUCGACCCAACGGGCCCAGGGCAAGGCCAGAAUCAUUAGCACUAGCCAAACCUCGAGCCCGCUACUUCUGAGAUCCAUUGGAAAAUACAAUAGAAAUGAUUUGGAACUGACGUUGAAUGAUGAUGGAAGCGUGCGGGCUGGCACCCUACCCGCUUUGAUUCAGCGGCUUACUAUGCAUUCUGGAAUUGAUGAACAAUUUGAGGAGACCUUCAUCAUGACCUUCAAAACCUUUGCUACCAUUGACCAGGUGGUCGAUAGGCUAGUGGAGCGUUACCAUAUUCAACCACCGGCACUCUUGGAACCAAAACAACUGCAGGAAUGGAAAAUUAACCAAGAGACUCCUAUCCAUCUGAGAGUAAUAGAUAUCAUUCGCAAGAUUCUAAACACCAUAGAACAAGAAGACAUAUAUAUCCUCGAUAAACUCAAGCAAUUCCUCGAACAAGCAACGGCAAGCGAUCAGGUUGAGGUAACCUAUACAGCCGAACCUCAGCGCACCAUCUGGGACAUACCCCUCGAUGAACCUUUAACCCCAAUAUUACCCCGGACCGCUGAAUGUCUAAGAUUAAUGGAUAUAGAGCCCUCGGAUUUGGCUCAACAACUCACGAUUAUGGAGAGCGAAUUGUUCUCCAGUAUCAAGCCCAGUGAAUGGAUCGCUCAAUUAACGGGCUCAACUUCGCCUUCUUAUCACAACAUCAAAGCCGUGGUCACGUUAACUGAUUGGGUCGUGAACUCAAUCAUCGGCACAGAGGAUUCAAGAAGACGAGCAAGAACAAUAAAACAUUUCAUCAAUACAGCUAAUGCAAGUAAAAAUAGUCCCGCUUUUGUUAUCGCUGCCCUCCUAGCCGGACUUAACAGCCCUGUGAUAUUGGGACUAAAACGAACAUGGGAAGAAGUACAAGGACGCGAGAGAGCCAUGUUAAACAAUAUGCGUGCAAUUCUCGAUGUUGAGAACCAUUUCCAGGCUUACAGAUAUCUGCUUUCAGAGCUGCAGCCACCAUGUGUCCCAUUCCUCGGUGUCUACCUCGUAACACUCAACGGUUUUCGUGACAACAUCAAAGACACGAUUGAAGGAGGCGCCCUCAUUAAUUUCCAAAAGCAGGCGAAGAUAGCCGAUGUCCUUCGAGAGAUCAACAAGAUCCAGAAGCAUCAGUACGACCUCACUUCCAUCCCAGCUAUCCAAGAGUUCCUCGAGAAGAACUUGGCAAUCAAGAGAAUUGAUUGA
Molecule: messenger RNA, 1401 nt
Organism: Acaulospora colombiana
Lineage: Eukaryota; Fungi; Glomeromycota; Glomeromycetes; Diversisporales; Acaulosporaceae
Source: the annotation of a GenBank genome assembly